AGGAGGCGGGAAGAUGGCGGCGCCCGGCGGCGGGAGGCCCCUGAGGAUGCUGGUGAGCGGCGACGCGGAAGGGCGGCUGGACUCCCUCUUCGGGCGGGUGGAGGCCGCGCAGCGCAAGACCGGCCCCUUCGACUUGCUCUUGUGCGUUGGGAACUUCUUCGGCUCUGCCCAAGACGCGGAAUGGGAGGACUACCGGACAGGCGCCAAGAAAGCCCCUGUUCAGACAUAUAUCUUGGGUGCCAACAAUGAAGAAACUGUUCGUCAUUUUCCAGAUGUCAGUGGAUGUGAACUAGCUGAGAACAUCACUUAUCUGGGGCGCAAAGGGGUCUUCAGCGGAGCCUCUGGACUUCAGAUUGCAUACCUCAGUGGUGUUGAGUCCUUGCAGGAGCCAGCCCCAGCACACUGUUUCAGCUCCAAGGAUGUGGCUGACCUCAAAACCUCGCUGCUGUCUACUCCGAAGUUCAAAGGCGUAGACAUCUUGCUGACUUCCUGUUGGCCCAGAGCUGUGGAGAAAUUUGGAAACAGUCCUGGUGACGUGGACACUAAGAAAUGUGGUUCGGGGCUCGUGUCUCUGCUGGCUGCCAGUCUAAAGCCAAGAUACCAUUUCAGCGGCCUACAGAAGAUCUAUUAUGAAAGACUUCCUUACAGAAACCAUGCAGUUCUUCAGGAGUCUGCACAGCACGUGAGCAGGUUCAUAGCCCUGGCGAAUGUUGGCAAUGUGGAUAAGAGAAAGUACCUCUAUGCCUUCAACAUCCUUCCAAUGAGGUCUGUGGAUCCUGCAGAACUAGUCAAGCAGCCCCAGGACGUCACUGAGAAUCCGUACCGAGGGCCUGGUGGAUGGGACCACAGCACCCAGCAGCAGCUGCCAGGAGCAGAGGAAGAACCUGCACACCAGUUCUUCUUUGAUCUGAGCAGCAAGCCCAAAGGGAAGAAGCGGCAUUCAGAAGGCCAAGCCAGGCAGCAGCCCCAGACCAAGCGGCCCCCUUGCAGACCCCCCCUGCCAACAGCCGCUUGCUGGUUUUGUCUUGCUAGCCCAGAGGUAGAGAAGCACUUGGUGGUGAGCAUCGGGACACACUGCUACCUGGCCCUGGCCAAGGGGGGCCUCUCUCCUGACCACGUCCUGGUGCUGCCUGUUGGGCACUGCCAGUCGAUGGUGGAGCUGGCGUCAGAGGUGGUGGCAGAAAUGGAGCUGUACAAGUCAGCGCUGAAGAAGUUUUUCAGGAGCAAAGGGAAACGAUACGUGGCGUUUGAAAGGAAUUACAGGAGUCAGCACCUCCAGCUGCAGGUGGUUCCGGUGCCUCAGGACUGCUGCGCCACAGAAGACAUCAAAGAGGCCUUCAUCGUCCAGGCCGAGGAGCAGCGGCUGGAGCUGCUGGAGAUCCCGGAACAUUCCGCUCUCAAGCAAAUCGUGCAGCCCGGAAGCCCCUAUUUCUACGUGGAGCUGGAUACCGGAGAGAAGCUCUUCCACCGCAUCGGGAAGCAUUUCCCCCUGCAGUUUGGCAGGGAAGUUCUGGCCAGCGAGGCUGUCCUGGGGAUGCCUGGCCGGGCGGACUGGAGGAGUUGCCAGCUGGGGAGAGAGGAGGAGGCCGCUGCUGCCCAAGCCUUCCGGCAGGCCUUUGCACCCUUUGACAUCGCCCAAGAGGACUGAGCGCCCCGUCCAGGAGCUCUUUCAGCUGCGGGAGGGAGAGCUGGCUCUUUCUAGCCAGGAAUCCUGGCAGCCGGGGCAGGAGAGGGGAGAGAGGGACCUCGGAGGGAGUCUUUGCCAGACUGGAGAGCAAAGCUUCUUGCCUUUGCCCCUUGCCUUUGUCUGGAGCAUCUCAAAUGUUACUUGGGUUUAUUUAUUGUGAAAUCUAUUCCAGGGGCAGUGUGUGUGUAAAUAGGCGUGAAUGGAACUUGAAGCGUUGGUGUGCUGUAAACUGUUUUCUCAUUUUAAAUAAAAAGAUUUUUAACA
Messenger RNA from Heteronotia binoei (common prickly gecko), 1951 nucleotides. RefSeq names its product CWF19 like cell cycle control factor 1 (gene CWF19L1). Gene Ontology annotation, molecular function: RNA lariat debranching enzyme activator activity. Gene Ontology annotation, biological process: mRNA splicing, via spliceosome. The transcript has 14 exons. Lineage: Eukaryota; Metazoa; Chordata; Lepidosauria; Squamata; Gekkonidae. Gene Ontology annotation, cellular component: post-mRNA release spliceosomal complex. Bases 14 to 1648 code for a protein of 544 amino acids. The record is from RefSeq and is a predicted model, not a curated record.